Molecule: messenger RNA, 516 nt
Organism: Racocetra fulgida
Lineage: Eukaryota; Fungi; Glomeromycota; Glomeromycetes; Diversisporales; Gigasporaceae
Source: the annotation of a GenBank genome assembly
AAUCUCAAGAAAAAUCUAUAUACACUAAUGAAACCGAUAGUGAAAGUGAUAAUAAUAAUAUGACUUCCUCUACAAACACAUUAGCCGAUACUAAAAAAAAGAGAAAUAGAAGUGAAAAAAAAGAUGUAUGUCAAGUUAUGAUUAAGAAAAAAGAAGAAGAUAAAAAAUGUGAAGUGGAAUACGUCCAUGACAAUUCAACAUCAAAUAUGAUUGCUCAUCUAAGAUCGCAUAAUAUUGUAGACAAUAAAAAACAAAAAUCUAAAACACAACAAAAUAAACAAACUACAUUAACUGAAAUAAUCCGAUCUAAUAUUCCACAUAAGAGUGAUAAGCAAAAAGAAUUAAAUAAAGCAGUUGUUGAGGCUCAAAUAAAUGUAAUGGAAAGAGAUAAAUUACCUCAGUCUAAUUUAAUUAGUACUGAAUCUUAUUUUGAGGAAGAAGAAAGCGGUGAAGUUAAUGAUGGUGUUAGUACAGAUUCGGAACGACUUAAUAUAAAUGUUACUCCCAAAACUAUUC